This is a messenger RNA of Owenia fusiformis, 2366 nucleotides long. Lineage: Eukaryota; Metazoa; Annelida; Polychaeta; Sabellida; Oweniidae. The record is from the annotation of a GenBank genome assembly.
AUCAUAUAAAGGUGGAGUUGUACUAGAAGGUUACUGUAUAUAAGUUUCAAAUAAUUACACAUGAGCCUCACAAACUUUUAGCGACUUAACUUCACAACUAGAACAUCAACAUUGUGAACAGCAAGUUACAACUUAAACUGAAAAACAUAAGAGCCAAGCUAGAACAUGAGGUUCUGUGUAAUUUUUGCUGUGUUGGUUGCUACCUUUCUACAAACUGUUACACCAGCUAGUUUUAACAAAAGACGAUCCAAUGAUGUGACAUCAUACAAGAGAGUGUGUUACCAUACCAACUGGUCCCAAUACCGCAAUGACCCUGCCAAGUUCUUCCCUGAUGACAUUGACCCAUUCCUCUGUACCCAUUUAGUGUACUCAUUUGCUACAAUGGAAGGCAAUCAGCUGGUUGCAUACGAAUGGAAUGAUGAAUCAGAGGAGUGGGCCAAGGGAAACUAUGAAAAGUUCAAUGAUCUUAAACUACAAAACCCAGAAUUGAAAACACUGAUUGCUGUUGGGGGUUGGAAUUUUGGAACAGAGAGAAUGACCGCAAUGUUGGCCACUCCUGAAAAUCGUGCUGAAUUUGUAACUACAAGUAUUGAUUUCAUCCGUGCACGAAACUUUGAUGGCCUUGACCUUGAUUUUGAGUAUCCUGGAAGUAGAGGAAGUCCAGCAGAAGAUAAACAGAGAUUCACCCUUCUUUGCCAGGAAUUGAGAGCUGCAUUUAAUCAGGAAGGACUGGACACUGGCAGAGAUCCUCUACUGUUGACUGCAGCUGUUGCAGCAGGGCACAAGGCAACUAUUGAUGCUGGAUAUGAGAUAGCUCUCAUUGCACAGGAAUUAGAUUUCAUUAAUCUGAUGUCUUAUGAUCUGCAUGGAGCCUGGGAAAAUGUGACAGGCCAUAACAGCCCCCUCUAUAGUCGACCUGGAGAAUCAGUGGAGGAAGCCCAGCUUAACAUUCAAUGGGUUACUGAAUACUGGCUUGCAGGAGGAUGCCCCGCAAACAAGCUUAUCAUUGGGCUUGCCAGUUACGGGAGGACAUUCACCCUUGAAGACCCUGCUGUGUUUGGCUAUGGGGCACCUGCCAAAGGAGCUGGAGAAGCAGGAACUUACACUAGGGAGGCUGGAUUUGCAGCAUUUCAUGAGAUCUGUACCAAGCUAAAUGAUGGAAGUGCCCAGAGAGUGUGGAGCCCUGAUCACCAGGUGCCAUUUGCCAGGUUUGCUGGUGGCAGCGGUACAAUGGAUCAGUGGAUUGGUUAUGAUGACACAGAGAGUGCCAGUGUGAAGGCUAACUGGAUCAUUGCUAAUGGGUAUGGAGGGGGUAUGACAUGGGCUCUGGACCUUGAUGAUUUCAACAAUCAAUGUGGAGGCGGCAACUACCCCAUCACCAACGCAUGGGUUAACAUUCUAGGUGGACCAGCCCCUACACCUGCAACACCUGCUACAACUGUUGCCACAACAACAACAGGUGCCCCUACCACAACAACUAUUGCCACGACAACCACAUCUGAUCCCUUAGCAACAACCACAACUGCUGAUCCUAAUGCCACCACAACUGCAGCAAGUAUUGAGUCAUUCUGCAUUGGGCUUGCUGAUGGCACAUACUCUCACCCAACAGACUGUUCUAUGUAUGUCCAGUGCGCUGGAGAGACCGCAUAUGAGAUGAACUGUUCAGCUGGAACCUGUUAUAGCCCAACCAUUCAGGGAUGUGAUUUCUGUGACAAUGUCACAUGUUAAGAAUCACAUGGAAAAUUUAAACAUCACACACACCAAAUUGAAACACCUUUAAAGGGUGUGUUCUAUACAUCGGUGGUGUUUGGACAUGUGGACUCUACUGCUUCAGGAGGAAAAUAAUUUCAGAGUUUUGCAAUGAAUGUUUCCGUCACUGGUGACUCUUUUGUUUAUAGAGCAUUGCAUUUAUUUGAAUGACAAGUUACAUAUGAAAAAGCAUCUUGGAUUACCAAGGUAAUUUUGAUUCUAAAAAUCAAACUUGUAAGCGAGUAUGAUAAAAAAGCAUAUGAUUCAAUGUUGGCCAAUUUGAGCUGCAAUUGCAGAUAAAAUAUUUGUUGUAUUUAUAGAUGGCGUAGAAGUUACUUGUUCAUUCUUAAAUGCAAGCUCAAAAAAUGCUUUGCUUAUGAAUAUAAACCAAUUAUUUUUUUGCGCUUGUAUAUAUCUCUUAUGUAAUGUCUAACGUGUGCUAACAUUAUUCAGUAAAAAUAGAAAAAUGAAAAGAAACAACAAAAAAAUAGAAAAACAAGAAAAUCAAAUAAAAAUCAAAGUAAACUGAAACCAAGUUAAACAAGCAAACUCAAGUAACCAUGGUAAUAUAUUAAAUAAAUAAAAUCAACAGAUAGUGGUCAAAAUAAACAUUGUAA